Messenger RNA from Arachis stenosperma, 2211 nucleotides. RefSeq names its product protein SINE1. The transcript has 3 exons. Gene Ontology annotation, cellular component: microtubule. The record is from RefSeq and is a predicted model, not a curated record. Gene Ontology annotation, molecular function: microtubule binding. NCBI's taxonomy places the organism in Eukaryota, Viridiplantae, Streptophyta, Magnoliopsida, Fabales, Fabaceae. Bases 189 to 1982 code for a protein of 597 amino acids.
AAUUCAAAUUCUCAACAGUGACACUUGUUCUUAGACUCUUUUACCUUCUCCAUUAUUUUCUUACACCUCAUUCACUCUCUUUCGUUGCCACCUCUUCCUUCCAUUUAGCUCACAUAACUGUGUGUGUCAAAACACGCACACAGAGCCAUCCUCUGCAUCUUCUUCUUCUUCAAAUUCAGAGUUCAGUAAUGGGAAAGAAUCUCAGCCCCGUGAUGCAACAAGAGCUGGCAAAUCUUGACAAAGAUCCAGAUAGCCGCAAAUCUGCCAUGAAAGCUUUGAAAUCAUAUGUUAAGGAUUUGGAUUGCAAGGCCAUUCCUGUGUUUCUUGCAAAAGUUUCUGAGACCAAAGAAACCGGCUCUUUGUCUGGUGAAUUCACAAUUUCACUCUAUGAGGUUCUUGCUAGGGUUCAUCAAGUCAAGAUUGUCCCCAUGAUAGACAGCAUCAUGGUGUCCAUAGUUCAGACCUUAGCUUCAAGUGCAGGGUCCUUCCCUCUUCACCAGGCUUGCUCGAAAGUGGUUCCGGCUAUUGCCAGAUAUGGAAUUGAACCCACAGCCCCUGAAGACAAAAAGAGACACAUUAUUCAUUCCAUUUGCAAGCCUCUUUGUGAUUCCCUCUCUAGCUCCCAAGAUAGUUUAACUUCCGGUGCUGCACUUUGCCUAAAGGCCCUGGUUGAUUCAGAUAAUUGGCGAUUCGCUUCGAGUGAAAUGGUCAAUAGGGUUUGUCAGAAUGUUGCUGUGGCAUUGGAGGGAAAGUCCACUCAAACCAAUGCUCACAUGGGUUUGGUUAUGUCGCUGGUGAAGCGCAAUGCUCUGGUUGUUGAAGCCUAUGCAAGGUUGCUCAUACAAUCUGGACUAAGAAUUCUGAAUGCUGGCCCAGAGGAGCGUAAUUCUCACAAGAGGCUCUCAGCCAUUCAGAUGGUGAAUGUAUUGAUGAAGUGUUUGGACCCAAGGAGUGUAUUCUCGGAGCUCGAUUUGGUAAUUGAAGAGAUGGAGAAGUGCCAGUCUGAUAAAAUGGCUUUCGUGAAAGGAGCAGCAUUUGAAGCCUUGCAAACUGCUAAGAGAAUUGCAACUGACCGGAAGCCAAGAUAUGUAAAGAGUCCUGCUUCGGUGACAGGGUCGAAUUUCGGUAAUAGAGACUAUAUGGAGGGGGAAAAUUCUCCUCAAUCUAUUUCACCAGAAUCAUGUACUAUUGACUUUUUCAGUGGCUACGAAUCUGGAUCUGUUGCCGAGUCUGCUAUUUCGACAGGGCAAUAUCGCUGGAACUCGGAUUAUGAGAGGAGGAGUGUGAAUAGGAAGCUUUGGAGUUAUGAAAAUGGAGGGGUUGAUGUGUCUCUUAAGGAUGGUUUGUUCUCCAAAGUGGGGCAAGAGAAUCCCUUGUUGGAACAGUCUGGGAGCAAUGAGUUUCCUCUUGGAGAUGGAGAAUUGUCUGAGGAAUUUUCUGGUUUUGUGUAUCGAAAUCCUGUGAAUAGAAUAUCUAAAAGUACCAACACAAGUCCACUGAGAUCGCGCUCGCAAACCACAGCUGACCUGAUCAAUAUCUUUGAGACCCCAAGGAAGCUCAUUCAAUCACUUCAAGAUCCAAGUGAUGUUUCUCCGGGUAGCUCUGAGAAACAGAACAGAAGGUACAGGAGUCUAUCCUCAGGCAAUAUCGAUUGGAGCCCGACAUCUGAAUUUGACGAAAAUGGUUCAUCAGAUCAUACAAACUGUGACUGUAAAGUGAAUCAAAGCGACGACGAAUUCAAGAGUGACUCUGAGUCAGUGUCAUCAAUUGAUGAUCUUUCUGGAGAUGCCGGUAUUCAGCCACCUAUCAAUGUUGUUCCGGAAAAUAAGAAUAUUGUGCAAACUGGCAGCACAGGGAAAGCACUUCACAAGAUGAAACGUAAAUUGUUCUGCGGCUUUUCAUUCAUGCUCCUUGCAAUGGCUACCCCUCUGAUUUGGAUCAGCAGUCAGCAGGAUCAAGGCCAUUACCUUGUCCCUACAUAAAAUGCUUGUUGUAAUGAACAUGCUGAGAAUUUAGAGCAUUCUAGGUAUGAUAUUGUAAAAGUGGUUGGCUAGUGGUAUUCCAACUAAAUGUUGGAAGUUGGAACCUUAAGUGACAGUAAAUCUGUUAUGUUCCAUUGAGAAUCUUCAAUGGGGUUUUAUGUCUAGCAAUUGUAGGAAUAUUCUACAUUAGUGAAAGAUAAUCUAUUGUAGAACUUCUAAGUUGUUAAUU